Messenger RNA from Aegilops tauschii subsp. strangulata, 483 nucleotides. The record is from RefSeq and is a predicted model, not a curated record. Lineage: Eukaryota; Viridiplantae; Streptophyta; Magnoliopsida; Poales; Poaceae.
AUGCAGAACCCUGGAGCACCGGCAGAUCAGCGAUCCGCUGGCACCACCGCAUCCAAAUCGCCGGCCACGCCGGGCCGCCGCCAUCCCCCGCGCCGUCCGGGUCAGAGACGGAGCCGCCGACCGCGCACAGGGACCACCGCCGCCUGCACACGCCGGAGCGCCGCCGAGAGCCCAGCGCCCGCCACCGCUUGCCGAGGGCCGCCGCCGCGCGCCCUGAGCGGACUCCCACGCACACCAGGGGAAACUGUCGUCGCCCCCAAGCCCGCGCCGGCGCGCCCCGCCUCCAGCGCGCCGCCAACCGCCGCCACGAUCCGCCCGCGCCAGAUCCAGCGAGCCGUGGGAGAAGAGGUCCCGCCGCAGCCGACGCCGACCGGGCUUUGCCCGGCGGCGGCGAGGAGGAGAGAUCGGGGGAUGGACAAGGACGCGGCGGCGCUAGGAUUCCCCCGGUCACUGCGCAGUGGCGACUCGGGAGGAGUCGGGUGA